This is a messenger RNA of Rhododendron vialii, 1491 nucleotides long. RefSeq names its product alpha/beta hydrolase domain-containing protein VTE7-like. Bases 266 to 1339 code for a protein of 357 amino acids. The transcript has 10 exons. Gene Ontology annotation, molecular function: catalytic activity. Lineage: Eukaryota; Viridiplantae; Streptophyta; Magnoliopsida; Ericales; Ericaceae. The record is from RefSeq and is a predicted model, not a curated record.
AGGUAAAUCAAAAUUCAACAACCUACCUUUCACCAUUGACAAAUGUUGCCUGGUGGCUUGUACUAUAAAAGAGGGAAGAAAGCACGGUUUCAAGGUUGCACCACCUCCUGCUUUCUUCUUCUGGUUAAGCCUUUCAUAUAGCUCUUCAGUGCCUUCACUACAAACUACAGGCCUCAACCCCACCAUAAAUCCACAUUGCGUAACUCAUUGAGUUAACAAGUUGGAUUUUUCUUUCUUGGUUUUUUGUUUUCUUUCCAGUUUCCCCAUGGUGGGACUGAUGAUGGCGGGCCUAACUUUGGGAUUUUUUCCUGUAAUCCGAGGGAAAAGGAUGGAAUGUGGUGGAGGAAAAUUGAUGCAUGUGAGGGCUUCUUCUGGAUUUCCAUCGUUUCUGCCCAAAGAAGUUCACCAAAUCAAAGACCCAUUUGCUCGAACCUUGGCUCAGAGGAUCCAAAGGCUUCCCGUUCAGAUUGGAUUUUCUGGGAGUUGUAUUAUGAGUAGUUGUGUGAAGCCAAUAAGACAACAGGAGACCGAUCCCGUGGUUCUUCUCCACUGUUUUGACAGUUCUUGUUUAGAAUGGAGACGCGCAUAUCCCCUGCUUGAAGAUGCUGGUUUGGAAGUUUGGGCUGUUGAUGUUCUUGGUUGGGGUUUCUCUGAUUUAGAGGUACUUCCACCAUGUGAUCCUGCGACAAAAAGGUAUCAUCUCUAUCAGCUUUGGAAGUCCCACAUUAAAAGGCCAAUGAUAUUGGUUGGACCAAGUCUUGGUGGUGCUGUUGCAAUUGAUUUUGCAGUCAAUUAUCCAGAGGCUGUCAAAAAGCUGGUUUUGAUUAACCCAAGUGUCUAUGCAGAAGGCACAGGACUCACAGCAAAGUUACCUAGAAUGAUGGCCUAUGCAAUGGUCUUGCUGUUGAAGAGCAUGCCACUACGUCUGUAUGCGACUUUUUUGAUGUUUGACGGUAUCCCAUUUACUACGCGCUUGGAUUGGACCAAUGUGGGCCGCUUACACAGUCUAUUACCUUGGUGGGAGGAUGCUACUGUUGACUACAUACUUAGUGGGGGCUAUAACGUCGCUGCACAAAUAAAACAGGUAAAGCAGACAGCUCUUGUCGUCUGGGGAGAGUGCGAUAAUAUAGUCAGCAACAAGCUUGCCAUGAGACUGUUCUGCGAACUGGCGCCAAACUCAAGAAUGCGACAAAUACCGGAUUGUGGUCAUCUGCCACACGUUGAGAAGCCCGAAGCCGUUGCAGAGUUGAUCGCAGAUUUUUCUCGAGGUGAUAGCUGCGAGACGGAACCGAACCCUCUUGCUUGUGGAGUAGAUGGUGUUUGUGUAGUAGAUGCCUAGUGUUCAUUUCUUACAAAAGAAAGCCUCUGUCAUGUCAAUAAUACGAUAUUAAGAGUAUGCAACUUGGCCGGGGUGUGUGGAAGAUCAAGUGUAUAAAUACGUUGAUUUUCUCUACAAAAAUUUGAGGGUCAUAUUGAGGUUGAUUAGUGCAA